Messenger RNA from Ilex paraguariensis (yerba mate), 395 nucleotides. The record is from the annotation of a GenBank genome assembly. NCBI's taxonomy places the organism in Eukaryota, Viridiplantae, Streptophyta, Magnoliopsida, Aquifoliales, Aquifoliaceae.
CUCCCGCUUCCCCCAUCUUCUCUGCUCAGCUUUAUUCUUAUUCUAUUCUCUCUCCUCUCCUUCUUCAUUCCUACCUUAGAGAGAGAGAGAGAGAAAUAUUUUUGGAGAGAGAAAGUGGAGGUUAGAGAAAGGAAGAGAGAGAAUUGUGAAAUGGCAAUGGUGGCUCCUAAGCAGUUGGUUUCUCUGUGUUCUUUGCUUCUUCUGUUUCUCUUCCUUGUCGGUGCCAUGGCAAGGGUGGUACAGAAAAACGACGUCGCAGAAUCAAGGACUGUCGAAAAAGUGCAGUUGCAGAGCUCCACCGACUCAACAAUGGCGGAGAGGUUGGAAGAGGUUGAACCAGCUUUAAAUGAACAUGCAGUGGAUGACCCAGAAGAAGUUGCCGCCAUGGUUAAUAU